UGAUUAAUUGAAAUAAAUAAACUUAAAUAUUUAAUUAAAUUCUAAUUUAUACACAUAGCAUUAUUCAUUCAGAUAAAAUAAUGGAACAUUUAAUUUAACUAACUUGAUAAGUGUGUAUGGUUAGUUUAAUAGUGAAGUAGAAUUAGUAUUUUCCAGCGAUAUUAUUUAAAUUCCCCUUUACUAAAAUAUUUCUGAUUCUCUGCAAAUUUCUAAUUAUUCCUCAAAAUAUUACGCCUUUCUUAAAAUAAAAAUAAAAAAUGAAUGCAAUCCUGGGUACGAGCUUUAAAAAUUCUAAACCAUUCUAGACUAUUGUUCUCCUUGUUUAGAAGGUUAUUAUAACACACAACCUAAUUAGCAUUGUAUUAAAUGUCCAGAUUCAGCCUAUUAUUGUAAAUAUCAAACAAUUUUGCUUAAAAAGGGAUUUUGGAGAGAAAACUCAACUUCUUCAAAUAUUUUGGCUUGUAAUUAAAACAAAAAUAGUUGCAUUGAAAGUUAAGCAGGAGUAAAUUUAGUCAAUACAAACUAACAGUGUGCUGAAGGGUACAUUGGACCUAUUUGCGAUGAUUGUGAUAUAGAAAAUCAAUAUUGGGGUUAAAGAUAUUAAAAAAUAGGAAAUAAUCAGUGUGUUAGCUGCUAAUAAGAUUUUAAAUAUUCGAUUUUGAUGUUUACAGGCAUAAUUUUUUACAGCUUGAUAUUUUGCAUUUAUAUUACAGAUUCAACAAUAAAUUAGUUCAAGUAACAAGUAGUUGAUGAGUAUUUUAAAAUUUUAAAAAUCUAUGUUGCAAAGAAAUCUCAUAUUUCAAGCACAAUUAUAAAGAUUUUGAUAAACUAUUUUCAGCUAAUAUCCAUAAUAGUAAAUAUGAAUAUACCUAUACCAAGAAGCUUAGGCAAUUUUAUAGUUAUUUUUGGUUCUCCUUCUUAAUUGAGUUAAACAAAUUUAGAUUGCUUAUACGUUUAAAUUGCAAAAUUUUUUGGAUUGCAGUUUUUGUAUGCUAAAUUUUUAAUAGGCUAGAUUUAGUUAGUAAUUAUUUGCUUAAUGUUCUUUGGCUUUUAUAGAAUUUUUUGCUUAUAUAUGAAAAGAAGAUUCCAUUUAUAUCAUUUAAUUACAGGAUUGGUUUUAAUUUAUUAUUAAAAUCUUUCAGGGAUUAUUUAAUAGCUGCUUGGUAGUAUUUCUUGCAGAAAAAUUGGUUAAAGAAGUUAUGUACUUGAUUACCCAUAGUAUGAAUGCAAUGAUGAGCACCUAAAAAGCGCUCUUUAUAUCUUAUUUCCUUUUUUAUUUGUAUGGGCUAUAAUUAUACCUCUUCUAUUACUAUAUUUUUUAUUUAAAAAUUAAUUUAAUUUGAAUAAACUAAAAUAACUCACUUUGUUAGGUUUCUUAUAUGAAGGCUAUGAAAUAAAUUAGUAUUACUGGGAGAUUAUUUAAAUAGCAAAGAAUAUUUUAAUAGCCUUCUUUUUGAAAUUUUAUGGAGACUUUAAUCCCCUUAUGUACAUUUUAUGUGCUAUUACUAUAUUAGUUUACUCAAUGCUAUUAUAAAAAUUCAAACCUCUAUCUUGUUAAAGGUUAAAUAAUCUUAAUCUAACUUGCUCUUGUUACUCUAUUUUAAUAAUUAUGCUAGGACUAAUAGCAUAAGAAUUCUAAAUUUAUGCUGUAAGCAUACUUUGCCUUCUUUUGAUUUUAAUACUUAACAUAUGUUUGGCAGUUUAAGUAAUACAAAUAAUACUAAAGGAAUAUUUGACUAAAAUAAAGCUAUUCUUUUAUCCUCUGAUAUUAAAUUUAUUAGAUAAAUUACAUAUAAAAGUUGAUAGGACUCUUUUUAAUGUAAUAACCAAAUAACAUGUGAUUGAUUUAUGGAAAAAAAUAACAUUUUAAGUUCACAAAAAAAAUUAAAAAGUAAGUAAGAGUAAUAAUUUUUUCAGCUAAGAAUUCUAGCAAGACCUAUUUUUUGCUAACCUAUAGGAUUGUCUAAGAUAUGCUUAAAUGCAGAUAAUACUAAGAAAAACAAAAGUUUUGAACUAACAUCAAUCACAAUUUAAUAUCAAAUAAUCUCAUACUUAAGCAAAUACAUGUUUUUAACAAAAUAUAGAUACACUCAAAUAGAAUAAAUUAGCAAAAUAAUGA
Messenger RNA from Tetrahymena thermophila SB210, 2119 nucleotides. Its product is annotated as transmembrane protein, putative. NCBI's taxonomy places the organism in Eukaryota, Ciliophora, Oligohymenophorea, Hymenostomatida, Tetrahymenidae. The transcript is spliced from 5 exons. The record is from RefSeq and is a predicted model, not a curated record. The annotation marks the transcript as partial.